UCCUUCUCCUGGAUCACAGGACAGACUCAGCACCCCCCCCUCCCUCCUUGCCUGCUGUAUGACAGGACGCUCCUAACAGGCUCUACACCAUGAAGGGCUAAUCAUAAAAAAGAAAAGAAAGAAGCCAAGCUGAGUGCUGUCCUCCUCCCAUUGCAGGGGCUGGUGAGCCAUGCUGGAUGCAGCACAGAGGUGGAGGUUGCAGUAGGUGGCGAGUUUGUAGAUCCCGCUUAGCUGUGUGACCACAUCCUCGGUGACCCUCACUCAACCUUCCAGUGCUAAGGUGCAGAUCAUUGUCAGGAACAGGGUGAAAAAAGAAAGGAAAAACCAUCAAAAAGGCCAGUGGAAUAAAUGAGAGGUUGGCCACAGAAUCUCUUGCUGCACAGAGCCGAAUCACCAUGGUAACCAGAAAAUACAAUUAAAAAGGCAAGUGAGGUAGAAACAGAUGAGUAGGCAGCUCCUUACCUUUGGACAGAAGGAAGUGAAAUAAUUAUGCAGGAAAGAAAAUGGUAUAUGACAAAUAUGGUUACUCAUUGGAGACGGGAAGUAUCUUUUCAUUAAAGAAGGAAUGUGCCACUUUUAUCUCAAAGGAAGGGGAGCGCCAUGACAUUUGUUGAGGAGACCAUCUGCUUAAGAUUGUAUUUUUCCUUAAUUUUCAUUUGUUAGGCAUUGACAGUUAUUGUCCAGGCUGAUUGUACCUUUACCUGGUUUAAAACCUGAGGGGACACAAUAUUUCCGAGGCAGAAAGGAAAGAUAAAGAGAGAGAAAGGGAGUAUCUCCACCAUUGGCAAACACCUACCAUGGGAUGUCGGCAAAGUGCGGAGGAGAAAGAGGCUGCAAGGCGCUCGCGCAGGAUUGACAGGCACCUGCGCUCGGAAAGCCAGCGCCAACGCCGGGAAAUCAAACUUUUGCUACUUGGGACCAGCAACUCUGGUAAAAGCACCAUUGUAAAACAGAUGAAGAUCAUCCACAGUGGAGGCUUUAACCUGGAGGCAUGCAAAGAAUAUAAACCCCUCAUUAUUUAUAAUGCAAUUGACUCACUCACUCGCAUCAUUAGAGCACUUGCCACCCUGAAAAUCGAGUUUCACAACCCAGACCGAGCGUAUGAUGCAGUACAGCUCUUCGCUUUGACUGGGCCAGCAGAGAGUAAAGGUGAAAUUACGUCUGAGCUCCUAGGAGUCAUGAAGAGACUGUGGGCAGACACGGGUGUUCAGGAGUGUUUCAGUCGCUCCAAUGAGUACCAUCUGGAAGACAAUGCUGCUUAUUACCUCAAUGACCUGGACAGGAUAGCAGCCAUUGAGUAUAUCCCUACUGUAGAAGACAUCCUGCGCUCACGAGAUAUGACUACAGGCAUUGUGGAGAACAAGUUCACCUUUAAAGAGCUAACUUUCAAAAUGGUCGACGUUGGGGGUCAGAGGUCUGAAAGGAAGAAGUGGAUUCAUUGCUUUGAAGGUGUGACAGCCAUAAUAUUCUGUGUGGAACUCAGUGGAUAUGACUUGAAGCUUUAUGAGGACAACCAAACAAGCCGUAUGGCAGAAAGCCUUCGUCUGUUUGACUCUAUCUGCAACAACAAUUGGUUCAUAAACACUUCUCUUAUCCUGUUCCUCAACAAAAAGGACCUGCUAGCUGAGAAGAUCCGACGCAUCCCUCUCACCGUCUGCUUUCCUGAUUAUAAGGGGCAGAACACGUAUGAGGAAGCAGCAGUCUAUAUUCAGCGCCAGUUUGAGGACUUGAAUCGCAACAAGGAGACCAAGGAGAUUUAUUCACACUUCACCUGCGCUACGGACACCAGCAACAUUCAGUUUGUUUUUGACGCAGUGACAGAUGUUAUUAUCCAAAACAAUCUUAAAUACAUUGGCCUGUGCUAAGCAAUUCUCCUGGAGCCAGCACAGCAAACAGGGCAUGUCCUCAAACACGAGAGCACGUGCCAAGGGGAAAAAGUAAACACUUACAAAGGGUGAGGUUAUACACAGAGGUUCCCCACAUACUGCACUGACAAGUCCACAGUGAACCCCUCACCCACACAAACUCUUCAUUCUGACAGUGGAAGAUUAUGGCUGGGUUUCUCCAACGUUGAUGAUAACAUGUCUGAUAAUCCUGUAUCGGACCAAGAAUAGGGCCCAUGUUCUUUGCUCCCUGUAUUCAGUAUGUGUGGUGUGCGUGUGCGUGGAUGUAACUUGUGUUCGACUGAUGUCUGAUGUGAAAAUAUUCUGAAGAUCUCUGGGUCUCCUGGAGAUGUUCUGGCUGCCCAGAGGGGAUUUAAGUUGUGUCAGGUAGGGAGCCAUCACUGUCAGAAAGGAUGCUUUAAUGCCAGCACCGAACAAAGAAAAAAAAAA
This is a messenger RNA of Rana temporaria (common frog), 2333 nucleotides long. RefSeq names its product G protein subunit alpha z (gene GNAZ). Bases 798 to 1865 code for a protein of 355 amino acids. Gene Ontology annotation, molecular function: GTP binding; G-protein beta/gamma-subunit complex binding; GTPase activity. The record is from RefSeq and is a predicted model, not a curated record. NCBI's taxonomy places the organism in Eukaryota, Metazoa, Chordata, Amphibia, Anura, Ranidae. The transcript has 4 exons. Gene Ontology annotation, cellular component: heterotrimeric G-protein complex. Gene Ontology annotation, biological process: adenylate cyclase-modulating G protein-coupled receptor signaling pathway.